Messenger RNA from Pogona vitticeps (central bearded dragon), 2623 nucleotides. The record is from RefSeq and is a predicted model, not a curated record. NCBI's taxonomy places the organism in Eukaryota, Metazoa, Chordata, Lepidosauria, Squamata, Agamidae.
UUUUGGGGGGGGGGAGAAGAAGGAGAGAGGAAUGGAAAGGGGUCCCUUUGCUCAGGUGGGUUACCUUGAAAUAUGUUGUUGCGAAGCUUUGGCGCUUUCCUGCCUCACUCGCAAAGAGGCUGCUGAGGUGAGUCGCUUGUGCUGGUUGAACCUGAAGGAGAAAAUAAAUCGCAGAGCUGAGGCGUCCGUCCGACAUUGCUGCUGAAACGGAGAGAGGGGAAGGAUCCGUCCCUGUCAAGAGGAAAUGGAUGUGAGGCAAGAGGCAGGAGCUGCUGGGUUUUUGGAGCCAGAAAUAAAAAUGGAGGAGGAGGAGGAGGAUUCAGGAGGUCCUGAAGAAGGAGAGGUCAAAAAAGGAGCAGCUCUCCUCAAAAGCGCUGGGAGGAGCUGGGUGGACGCUGGUCACAAAGUGAAACAGGAACCGGAGGAAGAGAUGUCCGGGAAUUGGGAUGCUCGCUUGCAAGAGUUUCUGCAGAGGCUCCAGACUCCUCCUUCGGUCGGGGCAACCCCACAGCAGCCGGAGGAGAAGAAGCCGCGCCAUGACCCUCAAAGGUCCCCGGGGCCCUCCCAGGGAGGGAGCGAUGCCAACAAGGGGCCCGAAGGAUUGUGGGGCUCCCCAGAGCGUCUCCUUGGGGAGAUUGGACUGGACCCCAGCACCCCUCUGGCUCCCCCGCCGGUUGGGAAGGAAGAGGAAAGAGCUCCAGCGGGCAGUCCCGCCAAGGCCGAGAGGCAGCGCCAGCGUUUCCGCCGGUUGCGCUACGAAGAGGCCAGUGGGCCUCGCGAAGUGUGCCGGCAGCUGCAGGAAUGUUGCCGCGAAUGGCUGGAGCCUGAGAAUCACACCAAGGAGCAGAUCCUGGAGCGGGUGUCCCUGGAGCAGUUCUUGGCCAUCCUGCCCCGGGAGAUGCAGAGCUGGGUCAAGGAGAGAGGGGCCGAGACCUGCGCCCGGGCCGUGAGUCUGGCCGAGGAUUUCCUUCUGAGACAUCCAGAGGCUGAAAUCAGGGAACGGCAGCUCACAGGGUCGUCUGAAGAGCACCUUGCCAGUUCCCCCGAGGCAAGGGAGGCCGUGCCAGGCCAAGGAAAGCUGCGGCUUCCCACAGAGAGCGAACACGGGUGUAAAGGGAACGGAGCCCUGUUGGCACGUGACGGGUGGCUCAGCGAGAGCAAGGAAACACAACCCUUGGUGUGCAGUCCUGAGCAGAGGGAUCGACUCACCACCUCCAUGAAAACAGGCCAAGAGAGUGGUUCCAUGUGUCAGGGAGGAGCUGAGGAUAACCAGCAUUCAGCAGAGCGACCAAAUGGAGCAACCCGAGUGGAUCCGUUGCUUCAGCCACAAGGUGCCUGUGAAGGAAUCACAAGGCUGGCUACCCAGGAACAGGAGAAUGAGGUUGGGUAUGAUGACUGUGGGGAAGAACCUCCCCUUAGUGUGCCCGAGGAUCCUGAAACGGAGGAGAAGCCAUUCAGGUGCUGGCACUGUGACCAGAGUUUCAACAGCAGCGUAAAGCUUGUGACCCACGAGAGAAGCCACGUGGGCGAAAAACUGUAUACCUGCUCCUGUUGUGGAGAAAGUGAGAGAACGCAUACGGGCCAGAAGCCCCAUAAAUGUUCACACUGUGGGAGUACCUUUGGCUGGAACCCACAGGAGAGAAUCCAGGGAGGAGAGAAACCUUAUACCUGCUCUGAAUGUGGGAAGAGCAGCAGCCAGAGAUCCGACCUGAAACACCAGAGGACGCACACGGGUGAGAAACCUUAUAAAUGCUCUGUGUGCGGGAAGAAUUUUAGGAACGGCUCAGAUCUGAAAGUACACCAGAGGAUCCAUACAGGUGAAAAACCGUAUAAAUGCUUGGACUGUGGGAAGUGUUUCAGCAGGAGUUCCCACUUCACAUCCCCUAUGAGACAAUCCACGCAGCAGCUUCAGCCAAAAGUCCGAAUUUACUGUGAACACAAGAGGGAGCAACAAGACCCCGAGGAGAGUGCUGAGAGACCAAAGGAGAUCAAGAGAGAACCUGAAGAUGAAGCUUCUCAGGCUGAGGAACCAAGGAAGAAACAGAAACUCAUGAUGGAGACGAGAAGGGUCAGGUCAGAGAGUCCAGAUGUGGAACAUGGCCCUCAAGAGCCGGACGGAACGCCAUCGCCUAGCCCUCCGUCUUCUGCUGGCACAAAUCCUCCAAUGACGUCCAAGGAACAAGAGGAAUACGCAGCCGCUUUGAUUUAUGUGAUGGGCACGGACUUCAUUAACCGGCACGGCGAAGCUGGAAGAUUCAUCUAUUCUCUCCGUAAAAAACGCGUGGGAGGAAGCCAGACUUGGAUCCCGGGUUGGAUUCAUUACAAGUGCAAAAAACUGAUCCUUUUUCAUUGUGCAGAAAGUCCAAAGAAACCCAAGAGCAAGCUGAAAUGUUUUCAUCUGGGCAACAUCACCCGGAGGCUUGCCAUCCACCAGAGAGAGUGUGCGCCGAUGGAACUUUGUCCUUGUUUGACUAACUUUCAACAGAUACACGUACGCCGAAUUGUUCACGAUUGGGCCCAUCAGUACGAACAUGAAUCUCAACCUGAAUCCCCAGGCUUGCCUCCUGGAACGAGCCAACAGCCGGAGGAACAGCAGCCACAAGGACAAGACGAAGAAGAGUAA